AACAAUAAUUUGCCAUGUUUACAAGACUUCGAGGACAUGAAAUAUUUAUUAUUUAUUUUCUAUGUUUUACUUUUGUAUUUGUUGAUGUUGUUAAGAAGCUUUGAUUCAAUACAUAUUGGAUCGUUAGAUAGGCGUUUGAAGCACGAUAAAAAGCACACAAAAAGACAAAACACACACAAAGCAAAAUACAAUCACAAAAAACAGAAACUUCGAAACAGUUUGUUUCAUCUUCAACAACGUCUUAAAGAUGUCCAAUCAAGUAAGAGAACUUUAAAUGUAAAUUUAACACAUUGGCAAAAUGUUCCAUAUAUGGACCAAAACCACAUUUAUGAAACGAUUGCACCAGCUAACAACGAUGAAAUAAAUCCUAUUAAACGAAGUUUUAAAAUACAAAAUUGGGCAAACAAGGCGAAGAAUGGGAAUUUUAAAUCCACCUCUUCAAAUUUUAAUGGCAAAUCGUCUUGGACUUCCUCUUAUUUACCUGGAGGAUCUGCUACAUCUUCUUAUAAUGGAGGUUCUAUGAAAGAAAACUCUGCUGGCUCAGGCUAUAAGGGAAAACAGUUUGGUGGUGGAAUCUCAACUGAACUUUCUGGCUUUAAUGGAGGAUCAAGGACAGGAACCUCUACUGGAUCAGGUUAUAAAGGAAAACAAUUUGAUGGCAGAGUUUCGGCUUUUGACUAUGGUGGAGGCUCAAGUGGAGGUUUUAUGAAAGGAAUCUCUGUGGGAUCAGAUUAUAAAGGAAAACAGUUUGGUAGUGGACUUUCAGGAGCCAAUGUAAGCUCUAUGGCAGGAACCUCUGCUCAUUCAAAUUAUAAGAAUAAACAACCUAAUGGCACGUUUUCAGCUGGUCUUUUUGGUGCAGAUGGUGCUAUGAAUAAAAUCUCCAGCAGUUCAGAUUAUAAGAAGAACGGGUCUUCCAUCUCUGAAGGACGCUUUGCUGCUGGUACGGUCAAUUCUCUUACGGGAUCGUCACUUAGAGGAAAGUACAGUAAAGGAGAUGCACUGUUCAGACCUCGUCCGAAAUUAAAAACAGCAUUUGGAAGCUCAACGUCUCAGGGACAAAGACCUCAAAUGUACUUGUCAGGCAGCUCCAAAGAAGCAUCAAUAGGUCAAAAUAAUUCAUUAUUUAAUAAAGGAGAUGGUUUAGAAUUUGAAUCUGACACGUUAAAUGCGCAUGUAAAUACAGAUGCUCCCUUGAGUGCACAAAACACUAAUAGUAAAGUAGAGCAACAACAACAGCAACAACAACAAAAACCUCCACCAAAUCAGCAACUGCUGAAACAAAAGCAACAACAACAAACACAACAGCAACUGCAACCACAAACCCCACAAAACCCACAACAACAACAACAAAAACAACAACAAUCACAAAGACAACAACAACAGCAACCACAAAACUCACAACAGCAACCACCAAACCAACAACAACAACCUCAAAACCAAAAACAACAGCCUCAACAAAACCAACAACAGCAACCAUCACAAAACCCACAACAGCAACCUCAAAACCAACAACAGCAACCAAACAAACAACAACAAAAACAACAGCAAUUACAACCACAAAACCAACAAAAUCCACAACAACAACAAAAACAAAAACAAAAACAGCAGCAGCCACAACCACAAAACCAACAACAGCAACCACAAAACCAACAACAGCAACCACAAAACCAACAACACCAACCACAAAACCAACAACAGCAACCUCAAAGCCAACAACAGCAACCUCAAAACCACCACCAACAACAGCAACCAUCACAAAACCAACAACAACAUCAGCCACAAAACCCACAACUGCAACCACAAAAUCAGCAACAACAACCACAAAACCAACAACAGCAACCUCAAAGCCAACAACAGCAACCUCAAAACCACCAACAACAACAGCAACCAUCACAAAACCAACAACAACAUCAGCCACAACAAAACCCACAACUGCAACCACAAAAUCAGCAACAACAACCACAAAACCAACAACAGCAACCACAAAACCAACAACAGCAACCACAAAACCAACAACAGCAACCACAAAACCAACAACAACAGCAACAACAGUCACCACAAAACCAGCAACAACAGCAACAACAGUCACCACAAAACCAGCAACAACAGCAACAACAACAACAGCAGAGUCCCAACGAUUAUGAAGCGCAACCGGAAGUGAUAUACACACCCAAAGAGAAACCCAAGUGUGACAAUCUAUGCAACACUAAAGUAUUCUGUGAAAAAGGAUGUGACGAGAAUUCCAAAUGUAUUAAGGACUGUAAACCAGCUGACCAAUCAAAAGAGGAAAACCCAAAACAACAAAGUCAGUCCGAUGGAAACAAACCGAAAAAAAAUAAACCAACUGAUGCAAAGAAACCAAAACAAAAUAAACCAUCUGGGAAAGAAGGAGGAAAGAAUAAGAAUGCAUGUCAGGGUGAAGACUGCAAAGCCAAACCAACAAAGAAACCUCAAUGUAAAAGCAGUAGUAACAGUGAGGAGUGUGAUAUUGAACCUGAAACAUUAAAAGCGCAACAAAACAAAAUAUUAAAGCUACCAAACGAUGUCGCAGUUAUCACAACAAAGAAGCCACGCCCAAAAACAACAACCACGCCCAAACCAACAAAAAUUCCCAACGAGUUGCUCCCUAAGACAACUAUGAGUAGCCAAGAAGCUCAGCUUGGGAAAGAUCUUGAAAUCGAAUCUGAUACGUUAAAAAAUCAACUUGAUAAUAACUUUGCUGUGCAGCCUACACAACCUACACCAGUCAACCCAAUCCAGAAUAAACCAACAUUGCAAAAUCUUAACGAAGCAAUGCCUGUUAGUAAACCUUUGGCACGACCACCAUUAAACACACCACUAGAUAAUUUACAACCAGGAGAAAAUAUUCAAACUUCACCUGACAAUCCGCUGCCAGAUGUUGUUUAUACGCCAGGUAAUGGAAGACAAGAGGGACCAAAUAAUCCUAGACCUGGAAUUAUCUACUCUCCACCGAUGACAGAAAACACAAAGGAAAACAAAGGGAUUCCAUCGGAUAAUAAAAGGCCCAAUAGGCCACAUGUAAAAUUACCGCCAGAAAAUCCCUCGCCAGAAUGCGACAAGGCACCAUGUGCAGUAUUAUCGACGUCUGAAGACGAUAACAAAAAUUGCCAGAAACCACCAUGUGCAUUCCUACCAUCAAAGGAACUAAAUAAUGGCAAUUGCCAGAAACCACCAUGUGCAUUCCUACCAUCAAAAGAACUAAAAAAUGGUGAUUGUCAGAAACCACCAUGUGCAUUCCUACCAUCAAAAGAACUAAAUAAUGGCAAUUGCCAGAAACCACCAUGUGCAAUUGUACCAUCAAAAGAACUAAAUAAUGGCGAUUGCCAGAAACCACCAUGCGCAUUCCUACCAUCAGAGGAAUCAAAUAAUCAAGAGUGUCAGACACCACCAUGUGCAAUUCUGUCUUCUAAAAACAAAGACAAACAAAUCCCUUCCAAGGAGAGCGUCAAAUCGAGCAACAAAACACCGCCAAAUAAUAACAGUAAAGAAAAUCCUGUACCGGACAAUUCUGAAGAAAAUAGUAAACCUAAUAGUAAAGAGGAUAACAGAGACAAAAACGAGCCUAACCAAAACACGAAUGACGUCAGUAGCAACAAUGGCAGCCCGAAUGACAAAAAUGAUCCCAAGGAUAGUAAUCAGAAUGUAGAUGAACCUAGCAGUGGAAGCGAUAGUAACAAAAAUCCACAAAAGCCAAGUGAAAAUACUUCAACUUCUAAUGACGAUUCCAGUAAUGGCAACAAACCACUUAACGACCAAAGUUCUGACGGCAAGAAUAACCCUAAUAAUAAUUCCAAAAAUGAAGACUCUGAGGACUCAAAUAACGGGAAUUCAAACAAUAGAAACUCUAAAAAACCUGACCAAACCUCGCGAAACAAUGAUGGAACACCAAAUGAGAGUUGGGAUUCAAAUAAAAAUGACGGAGACUCUAAUAAAAAUAAGGGAGAUUCAAAUGAAACCAAUGCAAAUCCAAAUAAAAAUGACGAUUCAAAUAAUAAUAAGGGAGAUACUAACAAAGAUGAUGGAGAUUCAAAUAAAAAUAAAGGAGAUUCUAACAAAGAUGAUGGAGAUUCUAAUAAUAAUAAUAAGGGAGAAUCGAAUGAAGGUUUAAAUACAAACGAUGAAGGUUCAAAUAAAAACGAGAAAGGUCCAAAUAAAAAUGAUGGAUAUUCAAAUGAACUUGACAGAGACUCUAAUAAAAGUAACGGAGAUUCAAAUAAAAAUAAUGGCGGUUCAGAUAAAAAUAAUGGCGGUUCAGCUAAAACCAAUGCAAGUCCAAACAAAAAUGACGAUUUUAAUAAUAAUAAGGAAGUAUCGAAUGGGUACGAUAAAGGUCCAAAUAAAAAUGAUGGAAAUUCAAAUGAACUUGACAGAGACUCUUAUAAAAAUAAUGGAGAUUCGAAUACUAGCAGUUCAGAUAAAAAUAAUGGCGGUUCAGAUAAAACCAAUGCAAGUCCAAACAAAAAUGACGAUUUUAAUAAUAAUAAGGGAGAAUCCAAUGGAGACGAUAAAGGUGCAAAUAAAAAUGAUGGAAAUUUAAAUAAACUUGACAGAGACUCUUAUAAAAAUAAUGGAGAUUCGAAUAAAAAUAAUGGAAAAUCUAAUGGAGGCUCAAAUAAGAUCAAAGGUUCAAAUGACAAUAACGGAAGUUCAAAUGAAAACGAUGGUGGUUUAAAUAAAAACGAUGAGAAUUCAAAUAAAAAUGGUGGAGAUUCUAAUAAAAAUAAUGGAGGUUCAAAUAAAAAUGAUGGAGGUUUAAAUAAAAACGAUGAGAAUUCAAAUAAAAAUGGUGGAGAUUCUAAUAAAAAUAAUGGAAGUUCUAAUAAAAACGAUGGAGGUUUAAAUAAAAACGAUGUAGGUUCAAAUAAAAAUGAUGGAGAUUCUAAUAAAAAUGAUGGAGAUAAUAAUAAAAAUAAUGGAGGUUCAAAAAGUGAUGGAGAUAAAAGUACUAAAGAAUCUUAUAAAAAUAAAGAUGCUGGUAAGUCUGAUCACAAUUCCAAGAACAAAAAAGAUGAAAAUCAGAAAGCGACGAAUGAAAAGAAUAAAAAUGAACAAACUCACAAUGUGAAACCUCCAACGAAUCCAAAACCUACAAAUAAACCUGGAGUAUUAACAAAACCUACUCAACCAUCAAAUCAAAAAUUAACGACAGAAAAACCAUGUAAAUAUGGACAAUGCACAAACUCGGGUAUUUAUUUAUUUAUUCAUUUAUUUAUUUAUUAUUUUUGUUUUCUUUUGCAAAUCCUUUAAAUUUUAUGUCCCGUUUUCUGCCAGUUCCGAAAUCGUGUUUUUAUUUAUGCUUGCAUUUAUGCUUCAUUUCCCUUACUGCGUUUAUUUUAAGAUA
Molecule: messenger RNA, 5365 nt
Organism: Hydractinia symbiolongicarpus
Lineage: Eukaryota; Metazoa; Cnidaria; Hydrozoa; Anthoathecata; Hydractiniidae
Product: putative mediator of RNA polymerase II transcription subunit 26
Exons: 3
Coding region: 37-5271 (1744 amino acids)
Source: RefSeq, a predicted model, not a curated record